AUGCACCGCACUGCACCACACUGGCUGGCACUGAACAACAUGACUGUGCUAUUCUCUAUUCUAAAUUAAAAUAAAGUACUGAGCAAGAAUGGCCCAAGUGCUACAAUGUUUUGGAUGUGGGGAUGAGCUAUCAAGGCCUGGUGACAGGAGAGCUCUUAAUGUUCCAGCUGGAAAGGAAGUGUUGGACAUGUGGACAUGCAAUGCUACUGGAGAAUGAGGAAGAACAGAUGUGUGCUGAUGUCGACAUUAACAGUAUUGUAAAUGGCAGUGAUAAAAACAGAUUGCCCAAAAUGUGCAGGAAAUGUUUCGGUAUAGAUAUAGCAGCUUUCUUGAAGCACAGGUAAUUAUUCGAAAAAACCUACUGAAAGCUGCUGAAUCUCUGAGAUUAUAUUCAAGCUCUCCAGUUGAACUUCUACCUCCAGCUACCAAAAGUGCAAAACUUUGGAGAAGGCAUUCUUCCGAUGGCGGAUCCCAGUCAACAUAGUCUCCUGAAGUUUCGAUUCGCGUUGCUUACAAGAACCCCAAGACAUACCUACUUACUCCCAAAAAAAAACACAUUGGAAAAUCUGUGGCUCGUAAGAGCAAUGAAGUGACCAAGAAGUACAUACUGAAGAUGAUUGGGAAACAACUGGCGAAAGAAAUACAGGUCAUGUGCUCUGAGGAAGUGAAUUCAGUAAUGAAAAGCCAAGAUCCUGAGGUGCUGAAACAGUUCAGUUGGGAUACACUAUUGUCUGAACUCUCCAAGUUUGCACCUAUUCUCAAAGGUCUUCUAUUGUCAGCAACUAAGACCCGAGCUCCUCGAGCCAACAUCGAUGCCAUUGUUGGAACAUGUGCAGCAAUCCUUUUGAGCAACCGUGAACCUAAGAUGAAUUUGGUCCAAAAGAUGAACUCGUUGGUACUCUAUGCUGCUCACACAUCUAAGCAAGCAUACCAACGUCUCCAGAUGUUGAACAUCACUGUUUCUCAUAAAUCUCUGAUCCGAUUGCUGGACAACAUUGGCAAAGACUAUGAUACAGAAGUCAAAGUAUGGAGGGACCGCAUUCUCUUAACAUUGGAUGAUGACAAUGACAUGGAAACUGUCAGAGCUUCAUGGUUCCCAUCUCCUGAGAGUAGCCAAGAUGUGCAUGACUUGGACCCAAAUAGCAACUCUGACUCUGACUCUGACUCUUCCUGGAUUAGCUUAUUGCCCAUCACCUCGGAGGAUGAGUCUGAUGAAAACCACUCGUCUUCAGAAGAUAUUACAACUAAUCAAGAGUCUAGUAGCAGUGAAGAUGAGCAAUUACCGUUCCAUCCCCCUGGUAGACAGUCAUUGUCUCAGCCUCGUGCCGGACAGUCAUCCUCUAGUGCAAGAGCUCAAACAGGGUCUCCAUUGGUUACGUUUCAGUUGUGUGGUGACAACAUUGAUAAGACCAUCAACCAAAGAUACAUGAGAACCGAUCACGCAAGGCCUGACUCUAUCCACUACUUCCACUACUAUGCUGUCGCUGAUCGGAUAGACUUUAGUGGGCUCAGUGACCAGGUUAUUCCAACCCUACAGCAAGAUUCUGCCAAGAUUGCUGUGUCACUACUACCAACCGAUGAGGAUGACUUAGCAAUACGGGACAACAUUUGUGUUCUCUUGUCAAGAAUUCUCUAUGAGAAUAUGGAGUUCUUCAAAGUAUCUUUUGAUGGUGUGAUCAACUGGCAUAUUAAACAUGAGUUCUCAGAUGAAAUGUCUACUAAGUUAAGUAAAUAGGUAGUCUCGUUCCCAGGCUGAUUUUUGUUUAGGGGUUGUUGUUUUUACUUACACUCUUUUUCUCUUCUUCCUGCAUGCACAUAUGGAUCAGCACCCAUUGGGAAUUGUGGCUAAAGACGAGAACAAAACGGAGGGCAUGGUUAGUAUUAUGCAAGAAGCCCAAAAGUAUGUGCCGAUGGUUGAGACUACCCACAACACAUAUGUGUCUGCUGUUGACAAGACUGUGGAGGUAGUGAAAGCUCGGACACAUCUCAUCCAGUUUUCUGGAGACCAAAAGACUGCUGCAAGAGCGAGAGGGGCCCAAAAAGCUAAAGUGAAUGCUCUGACACCCUCAGAACGACUCAUAGGAUUGAUUCCGGUUGUGGCUGAUUGGCACACUAAAGUGAAACUUCUGGAUAUAAGCAAUCAUGUUGUCUGGAAGUAUUUCUACUCGCAUAGGUCAGCUGCAUCAUGGCACUAUGUAUCAACUCCGAAAUAAGCUGAAUCGUACAAAUGUUGUAAACACACCCAAAAAGGAUGUGAAUGCUUGCGAAGAUUUUAUAGAAACACUCACCUGUGGUCAGGUUGUUACUGCCACUAUUUCCAUUUUGCAACUUAAAUCAGCUAAUGACCACCCGUCGGAAGCUGUCUUGCCUGGAGUAGCAAAUGUGUGGUCCUUGCCUUCUGACGAAAGAAAGAAAUGUCUGAAGACUUUAUGUACCAGCAUAUAUGACAAGUUUAUAAAGUUCAGCUACAACUCUUGUAUAGUAGUGUUGCAAUAGGAGGCGACAAAUUGUGUGAGUAUUCAGUGCAACUCCUACGUCUUGGAUGCUUUUAUAUGGAAUUCGCAGAUGCAAUUCGCGAGGGUGAUGGUCGACGCGUAUUAAGAUGUUGGAAGUACAUGGUGCCUAUUUUCUCAGCAUCAGGGAACACAAACUAUGCCUGUGAAGCUGCUAAUCUGCUCAUUCAACACAAUUAUUCCCUUUCUCCUCGAAUGGCUGCUCAGCUUUCUUGUAGCCGUUUUGUUAAUGUCCAUGGACGACCGGGCAAGAACAUUCCAGUGGAUCUCCAUAUGGAACAUUUGAACAAGAUAGCGAAAGGUGCCAUCAGGCUAAGUGGGUCUAACUAGCCUCGAUCCCAGGCCGAGUUUUCGCUUUUAUAACGGUUAGGCGAACAACUAGUUGUUUGCCUAAC
Halichondria panicea is the source of this 2908-nucleotide messenger RNA. RefSeq lists its product as uncharacterized. The record is from RefSeq and is a predicted model, not a curated record. Lineage: Eukaryota; Metazoa; Porifera; Demospongiae; Suberitida; Halichondriidae. The coding region runs from base 614 to 1735 and encodes 373 amino acids. The transcript is spliced from 7 exons.